Molecule: messenger RNA, 1152 nt
Organism: Brachypodium distachyon (stiff brome)
Lineage: Eukaryota; Viridiplantae; Streptophyta; Magnoliopsida; Poales; Poaceae
Product: proteasome subunit beta type-5-A
Exons: 7
Coding region: 113-946 (277 amino acids)
Cellular component (GO): proteasome core complex
Molecular function (GO): threonine-type endopeptidase activity
Source: RefSeq, a predicted model, not a curated record
CGCAAGAAAGAAGAGAAGCCGGUGAGGAGAAAAGAAAUCCGAGAAGGGGAAAAGGAAAAUCAGAACUCACUCCAAAAAGCCAUCGCCUCCGCCGCUGCCCCCCGACGCGACGAUGAGGCUCGACGUCUCCGCCCUCGAGAACCACCACUUCGCCGCCCCCGGCAAUGAGUUCGGCGGCGGCGUCUUCGCCGCCGACACCGAGGAGCUCGCCAUGGAGUUCCCCACCUGCAACGACUUCGACGGGUUCCAGAAGGCGACCAAGGACAUGGUCAACAACAAGAAGGGAACCACCACGCUCUCCUUCAUCUUCGACAAGGGCGUCAUCGUCGCCGCCGACUCCCGGGCCAGCAUGGGCGGGUACAUAUCUUCACAAACUGUGAGGAAAAUCAUCGAGAUAAAUCCCUACAUGCUGGGAACGAUGGCCGGAGGGGCUGCUGAUUGCCAAUUUUGGCAUAGGAACCUGGGGACCAAGUGCCGGCUCCAUGAGCUUGCGAACAAGCGAAGGAUCUCUAUUGCUGGUUCUUCAAAGAUGUUGGCUAACAUCCUUUAUUCGUAUCGCGGGAUGGGACUGUCUAUUGGUACAAUGAUUGCUGGAUUUGAUGAGACAGGUCCGGGCUUGUACUAUGUUGACAGUGAGGGUGCAAGGCUCAAGGGAAACCGAUUCUCUGUUGGUUCUGGUUCUCUAUAUGCUUAUGGUAUCUUGGAUGAGGGUUACAAAUUCAACAUGUCAGUUGAGGAAGCUGGUGAGUUAGCACGGCGGGCUAUCUAUCACGCAACAUUCCGUGACGGAGCAAGCGGUGGCUGUGUUAGUGUUUACCACGUUGGCCCUAAUGGAUGGAAGAAGCUUUCCGGAGAUGAUGUCGGGGAGCUGCACUACCAUUACUACCCUGUUCAGGCAGCUCCUGUUGAACAAGAAAUGGCCGAUGCCCCUUCUGCAUCAACCUGAUGUGUUAGAAAUCCGAGUUGGCCCCAUGAAUUGCAGAAGCGCCUUGAUUAUGAACUUGAACUUGGGCUUGUUUGUCUCUCUGAUGUUGGGAUCUCCUCUGAGACACUGAUGUCCCUGAGCAACUUUACUCAACUGUUAUCGCAUUGUGGUUGUAGACUGGUGAUAUAGAUGUUUUCAUUGAAGUUCCAUUUGACUUCGUUUGUGCA